AUGGGGGAUCGUCGGUUGGACCAGCGGCUGAAGAAUGGGGCUGGAUUAUCGAGCGAAGAGCAUGGGCCUUCCAAUACGGAAUCGAGUGGCUUCGUCCAACACAAUAGCUGCCUGUUUUUCGGAGAAUUCGCUCGAACGGUUACAGUGAUGGAAGUGCGCAUGGUACUAGCAGCAAAAUGCGAAAUUCACUUGGUUUCUCAGUGGGACGCUAGGAUCUGCGCUACGAAGAUGCAGCUUCUUUUUCACUGCCAGUUGCUACGCCUCGAAUUCUGGAGGAAAAAUAAAUCCAAUGCGGUCGUUCGUGCCGCAGUUCAAAGGUUGCUGAAGAAGUCAAGAAAACUCAGGAAAGUGGUGGUUGAGCAGAAACUCGAAGUGUUGAAUAGUAAGCGAUAUCAGCCUUCAACUAGCAAGUUCAGGAUAUCUGUAUGGAUCACACUGUCUAUGGCUGUCCAUUUGCUUUUGCUAAUUCAUUCGCAUUUAGCUUGCAUGGAACGGGAAAGGCCAAGUCUUCUGGAACCGUCGGAGCCCCAUACGAUUAAAAAUUUGAACUCAGUGAAGCCUGAAGCCGUUUUCGCGUCAGAAGUUCAGGAAACCUCUGUGGAAUGUACACUCUAUUGCUGA
Messenger RNA from Gongylonema pulchrum, 621 nucleotides. NCBI's taxonomy places the organism in Eukaryota, Metazoa, Nematoda, Chromadorea, Rhabditida, Gongylonematidae. The record is from the annotation of a GenBank genome assembly.